Messenger RNA from Meleagris gallopavo (turkey), 3273 nucleotides. It is a transcript of the gene CLGN, whose product is annotated as calmegin. The record is from RefSeq and is a predicted model, not a curated record. Gene Ontology annotation, molecular function: calcium ion binding. Gene Ontology annotation, biological process: protein folding; ERAD pathway. Lineage: Eukaryota; Metazoa; Chordata; Aves; Galliformes; Phasianidae. Gene Ontology annotation, cellular component: endoplasmic reticulum membrane; endoplasmic reticulum.
CGUGGCUCUGUGGUUACGGUUCUUCAGAUGACCAGAAUGCAUUCCCAGUGGGACUGGCUGUGCUUGGUUCUCCUGAUAAUUAGCUCAGUAACUGCAGAAAUUGAAGAUGGAGAAGUUCUGGGUGCAGAUGUUGAAGUGGAGGAUUUUGACCAAGAGUCUCAGCAAACUGAUGUUGACAAAGAAGAAUCUUCCUUAGGGGUGACGUACCAGACUCCAAAGCCAACUGGAGAUGUUUAUUUUGCAGAAACCUUUGAUGGAGGAUUGAGUGGCUGGGUGUUGUCUAAAGCCAAGAAAGAAGACACAGAUGGCAACAUUGCUAAAUAUGAUGGAAGAUGGGAAGUAGAAGAGCUGAAAGAAAACACAAUACCUGGAGACAAAGGAUUAGUGUUAAAGUCAGCUGCAAAGCAUCAUGCAAUAUCAGCUAUGCUAACAAAGGCAUUUAUUUUUGAUAAAAAACCUUUGAUUGUUCAAUACGAAGUGAAUUUUCAAGGAGGCAUUGACUGUGGUGGUGCAUAUAUUAAACUCCUUUCCAGUACGGAUGACUUGGAUCUGGAGUUCUUCUUUGACAAAACGCCUUAUACUAUUAUGUUUGGACCAGAUAAAUGUGGUGAAGAUUACAAACUACACUUUAUCAUCAGGCAUAAGAAUCCUAAAACUGGAGAAUACGAUGAAAAACAUGCAAAACGUCCUGAUGUGGACCUAAAAAAAUUCUAUUUGGACAAGAAGACGCAUCUAUACACUCUUGUGCUAAAACCAGAUGAUACAUUUGAAAUGCUGAUCGACCAAUCAGUCAUCAGUAAGGGAAGUCUUCUUGAGGAUAUGGUUCCUCCAGUAAACCCUCCUAAAGAAAUAGAUGAUCCUGCUGAUAAGAAGCCUGACGAUUGGGAUGAGAGACAAAAAAUACCUGAUCCCAAUGCUGUCAAACCAGAUGACUGGGAUGAAGAUGAGCCUUUCAAAAUAGAAGAUCUUGAUGCUGUGAAGCCUGAAGGAUGGCUUGAUUAUGAACCACAGUAUGUUCCGGACCCCAGAGCGAAAAAGCCAAAGGACUGGGAUGAAGAAAUGGAUGGGGAGUGGGAAGCCCCUCAGGUCCCCAAUCCGAAGUGUGCCACCGCACCUGGUUGUGGACUGUGGGUGCGUCCCAUGAAGAACAACCCCAAGUAUAAAGGGAAAUGGAAAGCACCUAUGAUAGUUAAUCCUAAUUAUCAGGGAAUCUGGAGUCCUCGAAAAAUACCUAACCCAGACUAUUUUGAAGAUCCUCACCCGUUUGAGAUGACACCUAUCAGUGCUGUUGGUUUGGAACUGUGGUCUAUGACAUCUGAUAUCUACUUUGAUAACUUCAUAAUCUGUUCAGAAAAAGAAGUAGCCGACCGUUGGGCAGCAGAUGGUUGGGGCUUGAAGAAAUUAGUAGCAAGUGCUAACGAGCCUGGAAUGUUUAGUCAACUGGUGACUGCUGCGGAAGACCAUCCAUGGCUUUGGGUUCUUUAUAUCUUGACUUUAGCUCUGCCUGUUGGUCUAGGUGUGUUGUUCUGCUGGCCAGCAAAGAAAACAGAUGAAGAUUUUGACUUAAAAAAACCAAAUACAUCUAUGCCAGUUACAAAGGGAGAAGUAAAACAAGGAAGAGAAGAGCUAGAAGAUGAUGAAAUAGAUUUAGAAGAAGAUAAAGAAAAUGAAGAUAUUGGUGAAGAUGAAGACGAGAGUAAAUAUGGGGAAGAUAUUGAUGAUGAAGAAAACGAAGUUGCAGGUGGAAGUCAGGAAGAAGGUGAUAAAUCAAAUAAAUCUGGCUCAGAAGAUGAGAUGACAGUAGCUGAUGAAACUGCAGGCUCUGGGGAUGGUCCGCUGAAGUCAGUGCGCAAAAGAAGAGUACAAAAGGACUGAGUUCUUUGCAGCUACUAUUUCUAGCUCUAAACAGCACUAACUUACGACAUGCCACUCCAAGGAGCCUGACAGCAUGCAGGUUCCUGAGAUGUGGAGGGAAAAACGGGACUCGUUGCUACUUAUCCUCUCUUAAUUCUCUAACCUCUUUUAACCUUCCCAACCUUCCUUGCUGUCCCUUUUUUUUUAACAAGAAAUACUAUCUGUGAGGAGUUACCUAAUGUUUCACAUUUAGAAUAAAAGUGAAACUGCAAGUUGGCCAACUGAUUUUACAAAGCAGAUUCUUAAGAUUCGAAGAUUCUUAAAAAUCAAUAUUAGAGAUGAAAAAUGUUACUCUAAAUAUUUUUAAGAACAUGAAUAAAUAUUUUUGCAGCUCUGGCACAAAAUCAGCUGUUUACACAUUGGAGCUAAAAGAGUGUUGCAGUAUAGGUGAAGCAUCUACAGUUCACGUUGUUCAGAGAAAAGGUAUUUUUUUCUGUGCAGAGCUAAAUGCAAUAAUUGUUUUUGUAUGAUCGUUUAGUGCUAGCAACAAUUUUUCUGUAGAUGAUUUUCUUUUAGUUGAUACUGUUACAGAGUAGUCACCUGUUCACUUUAAACAUGGGUUAUAGUAAUUUAUUUUAAGAGAUAGUUUAAAUUGGAAUACUCAAAGAAGUGGUUAAUUGACGUGACUUAUUUUGCUUUUGAAUGCAGAUAUCAAAUCUACAGAAGUAAUAUAUAGAUUUUUUCAAACUUUUAUAGCUCUCAUGUUCUGAGCCAGAACGGCAUAGAUUUUGUUUAUAGAAUAUUUGCUGAGUGUACAUUGUGUAUGAAAAAUAUUUAAUAAUUCUUGUUUAACAUGAAAUUGAUUAAUACAGAUAAGAAUUUUUGAUGGAUUUUUUUUUUUUACAGAUGUGAGUACUUGGGCUUUCUUUUAAUAUAGUUUAAAUAAACUGCAUAUCAUAAGAGAAACUGCUGAAAUUCGACUGUAUGUUAAAAUCAACCAACAAAACUGCAGCUUUUGGAAUCCUGCUGCUGCUUGGCAGCUGCCUCGAGUAUGAGUGAGUUGUAAACUGCUAGCAAAAGCAAGUCAUAGGCUAAAACCAUUUAGAAGUUUGUUAAUUCACAAAGAACUUUCUGCCAAGGAAAUCUGUUAGUUUACUCGUAAACACUUUUAAGUCUACGAAGAUGUUGUUGUUUUCCUUGCUCUGCUAUUACUUAACAGGAAGUUGGUCACAAUUUUUAGCUGUCACUUCCGAAGAAGCCAGCCUGCACAGGUAUUUGCAUUGAAGUCAGAGUACUGCGUUCUGUUUUGUGUGGAGAAAUACAGGGAGAGGCCGUAGUGAGAAAUGUUAAGUGCAACCGUUUGACCCCUUUUAGGGUCCAUGAGCUAAUAAGUAAUGAUUCCUGAUUUCCCCCUUUGCC